Molecule: messenger RNA, 2777 nt
Organism: Salmo salar (Atlantic salmon)
Lineage: Eukaryota; Metazoa; Chordata; Actinopteri; Salmoniformes; Salmonidae
Biological process (GO): regulation of transcription by RNA polymerase II
Cellular component (GO): chromatin; PcG protein complex; transcription regulator complex
Molecular function (GO): DNA-binding transcription factor activity, RNA polymerase II-specific; RNA polymerase II cis-regulatory region sequence-specific DNA binding
Source: RefSeq, a predicted model, not a curated record
UUCAACAACAGCAGCUAGCAAUAGUUGCAGUAGCUUGCAACUGACAUUAUAUUGUCAAGAUUGGAGUUCAAUCCUUAACUAGGUCUUAAUUUUGUUAAACAAUUUAUUAAUUAAGCAGACACAGAUCCACUUACAUUAGUGUGUGUAUACAUUUUCGUACUGGUCCCCCGCGGGUAUCAAACCAACAACCCUCGCGUUGCGUGCGCCAUGUUUACCAACUGAGCUACACGGAACUAUUCUCACUUCAUGUAUCCUCAUGUAUUCAUAAUGUUCAUAUUCACAUGAAGCUACAGGUCUGCAUUAAACUAUUCUAACAGUAUGUAUUCAUAAUGUACAUAUUCACAUGUAGCUACAGGUCUGCAUUAAACUAUUCUAACAGUAUGUAUUCAUAAUGUACAUAUUCACAUGUAGCUACAGGUCUGCAUAGACGAAAGUUUUGGCUUUAAGAAGUCAGACAAAACAUAUUUCCUCAUCUUUAAAUGAAUAAACAAUGUAGUGAAUAUUUUUUCUAUACUGCGUUACCCAUUCCAGUCAGCUGACGGCGAUAUGCGUCUUCAGAUGGUGACGUCAUAUCUAGUGGACUAAUCGACACCGGAUGCUGUUUCAACAACACGGAUACUGACUCAUUCAACCACCUCCGUAGCCUGGUAGCCAACAUACAACCGAAAACAAGCUCUUUGGACCAUUUUUGUGUAUGUUGAUCUCGGUGUUUUUAACACAAUCCUCUUUACGUAUCUACUAUUUAACUUAAAGUAAUUUGCAUGUUAAAUGUACAAAUGUGUUGAUUAUACUAAGUCUAGCACUAAGCUUAUCGCUAAUGCUAGCUAGCCCGACCAUGAGGGCACUAAGCUACUCUCCUCCUGAUAAAGAAGAGGUCUGCUGGACGGAGAAAGAAACUAUGGGGCUGAACAUUGUCAGGAAAGAAGAGGAGGAGGAGGAUAUUACAGUAAAAGGAGAGGAAGAAGCUUUCAGAAUGAAAGAGGAGGAAGAAGAGGCUAUCAGUAUCACAUUGAAAGAAGAGGAGAAGAACGUUACAGUGAAAGAAGAGGAUGUUACAGUGAAAGAAGAGAAAGAACCUUUUAGAGUGAAAGAAGAGGGGAUAGAGGCUGUCACAGUGAAAGAAGAGGAGGAGGUAGAGGCUGUCACAGUGAAAGAAGAGGAGGGGAUAGAGGCUGUCACAGUGAAAGAAGAGGAGGUAAUAGAGGCUGUCACAGUGAAAGAAGAGGAGGAGAUAGAGGCUGUCACAGUGAAAGAAGAGGAGGGGAUAGAGGCUGUCACAGUGAAAGAAGAGGAGGUAAUAGAGGCUGUCACAGUGAAAGAAGAGGAGGUAAUAGAGGCUGUCACAGUGAAAGAAGAGGAGGGGAUAGAGGCUGUCACAGUGAAAGAAGAGGAGGUAGGCGCUUUCAGAAUGAAAGAGGAGGAUAUUAUAGUGAAAGAAGAGGAAGAACAUUUUAGAGUGAAAGAUGAAGAGGGGAUAGAGGCUGUCACAGUGGAAGAAGAGGAGGAGGUAGAAGCUUUCAGGAUGAAAAAGGAGGAAGAGGAGGCCAUAACAUUGAUAGAAGAAGAGGAGGAUGUUUUGGGAGAUGAAGGGGAGGAAGAGGAGACUGAAGAUCUGAUUAACACCAGAGAGGGACCUGACUCUCACUCUGACAGUGGAAAGAGUCCUUCAGGGGGACCAGACCCAGUGACACCCAAACCAGUGAGACAACACCACUGCUCCCAAUGUGAAAAGAGAUUUUCUCAAUCAUGGGCCCUAAAACGGCAUGAGAGGACACACACAGGUGAAAGGCCUUUCCAAUGUUCCCAGUGUGGAAAGAGUUUUACUUUGUUAGGAAACCUGAGGGAGCACAAGAGAAUACACUCUGGAGAGAAACCGUACCACUGUUCCCAGUGUGGAAAGCGUUUCGCCUGGUUAGGGAGCCUAAAGCAGCAUGAGAGGAUACACACAGGGGAAAAGCCUUUCCAAUGUUCCCAGUGUGGAAAGCGGUUUACCCGCUUAAGGAGCCUGAAGGAGCAUGAGAGGAUACACACAGGGGAAAAGCCUUUCCAAUGUUCCCAGUGUGGAAAGCGUUUUACCCAGUUAGGGACCCUAAAAGAGCAUGAGACAACACACGCACAAGAAAAGCUCUACCAAUGCUCCCUGUGUGGAAAGAGUUUUAUCAAUUUAAAACAUCUGAAUAAGCAUGCAAGAAUACAUACACAGGAGGAGAAGACUUACCACUGCUCUCAGUGUGGAAAGACAUUUUCCCAGUCAGAGGACCUGAAAUCACAUGAGAGAAUAGAGGCGCUGUGUUCUGACUUAUGUUUUUGACCUAAGAAUUUAGGUUUUUGUUUAUGCCAAAUGAAAUCAUAUUGUUUAUAUGAAAUCAUUAACAAAAUAGACCUACUUUUGUUUAAGUUUUCAUCUGGAGAUGAUAAAUACUAUACAAUGUGUUUUGAUUAUGAACUUUAAUCCAUUGCAUACAAGUAUAAACCCUCUAAUAUUGUUCAUUAUGUUUUUGGGAUAUUGCUAAAUGUUAAUGAUUAUAUAGAUGAAUGGAGUUUUGCAUUUCUUGAUUCUAACCUUAAACCUCUUGGAUUUGGCUUUCGCUAAAUGAAUUUGAUUGAAUACAUGAUUUAGAUAUUGCACCAUGUAUAUUAUUGAAUAGAUUAAUAGAAAAUGCAUUUCUUGAUUUUAGUCGUUUUGUUUCAUUGAGUUAGUUUGUUUACUAGUCGUCAAGCUAAAGGACUAUGACAAUGUGAUGGUGUUUUUAUAAUAAAGUUAUUGACAUGAAAAA